Messenger RNA from Bombina bombina (fire-bellied toad), 1133 nucleotides. RefSeq names its product ring finger protein 113A (gene RNF113A). Bases 34 to 1059 code for a protein of 341 amino acids. Gene Ontology annotation, biological process: snoRNA splicing. NCBI's taxonomy places the organism in Eukaryota, Metazoa, Chordata, Amphibia, Anura, Bombinatoridae. Gene Ontology annotation, cellular component: U2-type spliceosomal complex. Gene Ontology annotation, molecular function: metal ion binding. The record is from RefSeq and is a predicted model, not a curated record. The transcript is spliced from 10 exons.
UAGGAAUAGCUGAACACUUCCGGUAUAUUAAAGAUGGCCGACCGGGACGAUUCUUCUGUUGUAAAAAUGGAAGACUCAAAGACUCCUGUUUGUAGUUUUAUGUUUAAGAAAAGCGCAAAGAAAUUUAGUGGGCGAAAAAGAAGAGAAGAAGAACGAGAAAGUAGCGAAGACGAACAGGGCAGUGGAACUGUCUUCCGAAAAAAGAAGAGGGAGAUCAGCAACCCCAUGAUACAGAAGACCAAACGCUCUGCAAAGGAUGAUUCUGAUCUCAAAAAGAGCAGCAGUGAGGAAGACGAGGAGGCAGUUAAGGCCAUCACUGUGUCAUACAAAUCCACCCGAUCUGCGAAACCUGUGGGGCCUGAUGACAUGGGAGCCACCGCCACAUAUGAGUUGGAUACAGAGAAGGAUAAAGAUGCCCAGGCAAUAUUUGAAAGGAGUCAAAAAGUGCAGGAGGAGCUUAAGGGCAAGGAGGAUGACAAGCUGUAUCGGGGAUUGCAUAAUUACCAGAAGUUUGUGAAACCCAAAGAUACAUCUCUGGGAAAUGCUUCCUCUGGCAUGGUGAGGAAGGGACCAAUUCGAGCCCCAGAGCAUCUGAGAGCCACAGUGCGGUGGGAUUACCAGCCAGAUAUCUGCAAAGAUUACAAAGAGACUGGAUUUUGUGGCUUUGGGGACAGCUGCAAGUUUCUUCAUGACCGUUCUGACUACAAGCAUGGUUGGCAGUUGGAGCGAGAGAUGGAAGAAGGACGUUAUGGGGGCAAUGAUGAAGAAAAUUAUGAGGUGAGCAGUGAUGAAGAGGAUCUGCCAUUUAAAUGUUUCAUCUGCAGAGAUACCUUCAAGAAUCCUAUUAUAACAAAGUGCAAACACUAUUUCUGUGAACGCUGUGCACUGCAGCACUACAGGAAAUCAAAACGAUGUUACGUGUGUAAUGUACAGACUAAUGGCGUAUUUAAUCCAGCUAAAGAUUUAAUUGCAAAACUUGAAAAACAUAAGGCAGAGGAGGAAGAUGAAAGGCAUAAGGCAGAGGAUGAAGAUGACAAUUUGCCAGAGGACCAGGGGUGAUGUCUGCAGAUCCAUUUUCAUACAUAUUGUUUUUAGAAUUGAAUAAACAUUUCUUUAAAAUAAAAAAUCACAAA